AUGGCUCUCACUCAGGCCCCCCCGCUGGAUAUCUUCCCGGAUGGAUUGAAAACCACCGGUCAACAUCCUCCUCUCUACGAUCAGAUCCAUCCCUUUGAUCGAUUCCCCCACAAGAUAUCCGGUCCAACACUGUGGACGGCGGAAGACUAUCGGGAUCAUCCCGAGAAAUGGACUCAUGCCUUCACCUCCGAGGAGAUUGACGAGCUCAGCGCUGCUGCAGAUGCCUUUCUCCAGAGUAAGACUCCAUUAACAGGCAUUAGCAAGAGCAAAUUCCCCCUCCCCAAUCUCUCCUCCCGUCUGGAGGCCCUCCGUGCCGAUCUCGUCGACGGUAAAGGCUUCAUUCUCUUCAAGGGCUUUCCCGUCCAGAAAUGGGGAAACCACAAAUCCGCCGUGGCAUACAUGGGUCUAGGCACGUAUCUGGGCUACUUCGUCAGUCAGAACAGUCGGGGCCAUGUCCUGGGUCAUGUCAAGGAUCUAGGAGAGGAUUCCACCCAGAUUGAUUCCGUUCGUAUCUACCGGACGAAUGCACGUCAAUUCUUCCAUACCGACGACUCCGACAUCGUCGGUCUGCUGUGUAUUGCGCGGGCCCUCGAAGGAGGCGAAUCCGAUCUCGUCUCUUCUCAUCAUGUCUAUAAUACUCUGGCUCAGGAAAGACCAGACGUCUUGAAGACUCUCGCCGAGCCGAUCUGGUAUUUUGAUCGGAAGGGAGAGACCAGCAAGGGUCAGGAGGAGUAUAUUCGUACUAGUGUGAUCUAUCUCGAGCGGGGGGAGAAUGCCCGUGUAUACACAAAAUGGGACCCGUACUAUGUUCGUUCCCUUACGCGCUUCUCCGAUGCAGGGAUCAUUCCACCUCUGUCGUCGGCUCAGGUGGAAGCUCUCGAGGUCCUAGAGGCGACCUGUAAUCGUCUCGCGUUACAUAUGGUCCUCGAAGUCGGCGAUAUUCAAUUCGUCUCGAACUCGCAUGUCCUCCAUGCGAGGACCGCAUACACGGACCAUGCGCCCCCAGCGCCACGUAGACACCUGAUGCGUUUGUGGUUGGCCACACCUGAGAAUGAAGGCGGCUGGAAAUUACCUUUCUGGGAUAGCAAUGAGAAGAAGAGAGGUGGGAUCCAGGUAGAUGAUCAGCCUCCGGUGGCGCCUUUGGAUGCGGAAUGA
Messenger RNA from Aspergillus tanneri, 1155 nucleotides. Its product is annotated as TauD/TfdA family dioxygenase. Gene Ontology annotation, molecular function: oxidoreductase activity. The coding region runs from base 1 to 1155 and encodes 384 amino acids. The record is from RefSeq and is a predicted model, not a curated record. The transcript is spliced from 4 exons. Lineage: Eukaryota; Fungi; Ascomycota; Eurotiomycetes; Eurotiales; Aspergillaceae.